Messenger RNA from Thlaspi arvense, 1676 nucleotides. NCBI's taxonomy places the organism in Eukaryota, Viridiplantae, Streptophyta, Magnoliopsida, Brassicales, Brassicaceae. The record is from the annotation of a GenBank genome assembly.
CAAAAACAGACUUCCAAGUUACACCCUAACUUUUUCUUCUUUGUUCUUGAAAAGACCUAACCCUUCUUCUGUUUUUUUUUUAUAUAUUUUUUUCCUUGAUAACUGUCGACUUGAUGGAGCCUCAUAACGUUGAGUGCGAUCUUCAAUCCCUGAGAAGACUAUACGCUCUUCUCCAAUCAAAUGCAAACAACGAAUCCAUACCCCAAGCAUUUUUGUUAGAUGAGAAUACACAGUUCCUACUAAAGCGCUUGCUCGAUUCUGCGACUGGGGAACUUUUGUCUAGACAAUCCAAGAUACUUGCACAAGUACAGUUGGGUUUGCCAGAUAGGGUUUCUACACCGAUCUCAAGGGGUGGUGGUAUCAUCAGAUUGCCUAGCAAGGCUGGUUUAACAGAGGAUGUCGUUGACUCAAUCGAACGAAUCGAUACGCAGCUUUCUGCUUUUCGCUUUUGUUCUACUCGUGUGGGCUCUCGUGCUGAUAGAACAAGGUUCUGUAAAUCUCCUAGUGUGCCUCCCAUGGAAGAUUACUCAUCUUCUGGGAUGCCUUUCCAAAAGUUGAACGAGAAAGCUUUGAUGGAACCAAGCCAAAGCUAUCAAGCUUCUUUGUCUGGUUUAAGGAGCAGUUACAACAUCCCAGUGAGUAAGCACAUGAGCCAGGCUACAAGAACCACGAAUAAUGUACCUAGCCUAAGAAGCGUCAACAAUGUUGUAGAGGCAACAGUUCGAAGCCGUGAUGAUCCAUCUUUGUUUCCUCCGUCACAGGGAUUCUGUCUUCCCGAUGAUCAGUUUGUUCGGGUCAGGUCACCGCCUCGUCCUGUGAGAUCCGUUGCAUUCGAGAAGCCAAGCCAGAGUGGCACAACGUCACGGAAGGUGGCGAGUAUGAAACCAACUCUGCUGGAUCAAGUAACCGAGGCUUGGGAUGAAGAUUCGGUCGAAACAGAGAGUGUAAACACACGGUCUGAGACAAACUCGGAAGGGGAAGACCUAGUUUCUACGGAUCAAGAAUCGGAAGAAGCGUCUGAUGAAACCGGUUCGACCUCUGGUUCAAGCUGGGAAACUCAGGGAGAGAGUGUCAACGAGUCUGACUCAUCAUAUCCACCACAGAGUGAAGAUGGCUCUGAAGGCAGUGGUUCUCCUCAACAUAAAAGGAGAGACGGAUCAAGGGAUCACUCAAACCAGAGGAAGAAGGUGAUAGGGCGGUUUAAAAGACUGAAAGAGAAGCUAGGUCAAGUGUUCCACCACCAUCAUCACCACCACCAUCACCAUCACCACCAAUCCAAGGGUGAAGUCGUCAAGGCAUCGGCUUGGAAGCAGUUGCAAAAGUUUCACCAGAAACACAAAGAGAAGUCAGUUGAGAGACAGAUGAAAACAGAAACCAGAGCAGUGACUACCCAUAAGCAACGAGGUGGGCAUUUCCAUUCUCUAGUGGAAGGCUUGAUGAGACAUAGAAGAAGACACUCAAAGAAACAAAAACACAAGUUUGGCAGGAAAAAAAAGUGGUGGAAAAAGCGUAAGCGACAAGGUGGUGUCAAGUUUCUUAACAGAGGGCAGGAUAAGCUAGGAAAAAUAAAUUAUUUGUGUAAUAAUGAUCAAGAACAUGACGAAAAGUAAUAAAAAAACCAGUCUAAAGUAAAUAACAGAGGAAAAGAGUUGUAAAUAACUUAAAGUUGCAAGUUU